Dentiscutata erythropus is the source of this 206-nucleotide messenger RNA. The record is from the annotation of a GenBank genome assembly. Lineage: Eukaryota; Fungi; Glomeromycota; Glomeromycetes; Diversisporales; Gigasporaceae.
AAGAGUUGUGGAAAUCUAAAUACCAACCUCAACCUUCUAAAAAUACAAAUAAGGUUCAACAAAAUCGUUCUCAAAAUAAAAUACUAGCUAGUAUUUUUAAAAAAUACAAAAAAGGCAAUCCUUUAAAUGAAUUGGCUACUUAUUUAAGAGAAUCUACUGCUGAUCCUGAUAAUGAUGAAAAUGAUAUUGAUAUUUUAAAAUGGUAG